CUUAAAACUGAAUAAUGACGUAGAUUUACAGGUGCGGAGGGCGGGGCAGGAGUCACAGACAGAGGAAAAGGAACGCAGAAAGACCGAAAGAGACCGUGGGGAUGUAAGUGUGUAUGCGAUUUUCGGCGCUGCAGGUACAGCGACAUACAGCUUUCUUUCCCAGUCGGGGAACACCAUCUCCCGGAUACAUUACAUUUCUCCCCACAAUGUCUGGUGGAGGAGAAGUCCGUGUUCUCCGCCAGGAGGCUGGGCAGGAGAGCCCGACGAUGCCGGCCUGGAAACGAGAGAUUCUGGAGCGGAGGAAAGCAAAGGGUGGCGGGUCUGGAGCAGGAGCGGCUGAGCCUUGCCCUAGCGCGAGCUCAUCGCGGGUUAAUGGCGAAGUAACGGGAAACAGCAGCGCCCCCAAAAAAGACAAUGAAAGCAACGCUGAUUCAGUUCGGAACUACACCAUCAUUCCAGCGAGCCAGCACUUUGCAGGCAAGCGUGGCAGUUCCCCCACCUCCCCAGAGCUCUCGCCGGUGAAAACAAACAAAGACCCCUUGACUGCCACCGACCCGUAUGACUCGGAGAAAACGGUAAACGAUGGCGAGGAACAGGAAAGCCUGGUUCUGCAGGACAGUCUAGGCCCAUUGCAGGAGAACCCCUUCAUCAAACUGGAGAAGGAGCGAAAGAAACGGCAGGACAGGGAGUGUGCCAUUCGUCCCGUCCAGCACAUACUGGAAUUGUAUGGCAGUGUACCUGGAAUUCGGACUAUACGCGCUGAGAAUAUCAUUAUCAUAGAAUCCGAUCCGGAUUACUUUCCGGGGGCCAGUGGAAUAAAAAGCGGGUCUUAUCUGCAGCAGAAUGGGCUAAGCAGUUACAGCUCCCUCAAUGACCUCUUGGACAGGAGAGCUGGUGGGGUGACCGAGAUACGGGCAAAGGAGGUGGUUAUUUAUGACACCACACUAAGCAGGAGCGAGGAGAACUUGAGCACGCUAAGUCAUCCUUGUCACGAGGGCGCAUUCGAGACAGGAGAGGGUCAGGGCAGGGUGAGCCGCAUGCUGCAGAAAUUUGACAGCAACUACGGAAAACUGCAACCCAAGUCUCGCAGCACAGAUAACCUACUGGACUUGGAGAUCAGUUCAAGCAGGCCAAGACAACGACCCAAGCCACAACCAGAUCUGGUGCCAAAAUACAAAUCACACGCCCAGCCUAGCUCACCAGUCCGCACCCUAGGCAACACACAGUCAUCUUCCUCAGUCUUCCCCAGCUCCCAGUCUUCCAAACCAAAUCUACAGCCCCCUCUUUAUGAGCCUGACAGCAUCCUGCACUCUGCUGGACCCCCUCAAUCAGUAUCUUCCUACCGCCAGCGUUUUGAGGUGAGUGGGGGACACAGUGUGGUUGUCAACCCCAGAGAGAAGGCAGAUGGGCCCCAGACCAAGCCUUUCCGAGAGAGCGAUUGGGAGAGCACAGAAGUGCCCCCCAAAUCCAAGGUGCCAUGCUCUCCGGAAACCUGCUGUGCUCGUGCCGAGUCCCCUGCCAGCCCCACCACACCCCUGAUGUCUCCCCCCUCUCCAGGGUUCAAGAUCCGCCCCUCGCCCCGCCCUGACCUCUCCCUGCUGCCUUCCGGGGACAUCCAGGCUCGUGCCCUUGCCAACCUGCGCCUCCAGUCCCGCAACUCCUUCACCGUCUUCCCCAAACGCCACAGAGCAGUCUCUUCCCCGGAAAGCACGGCCCCCUCCAGCCCCAUCAAGUUUCCUCCCUCCCAGAGAUUGGCAGAGAUGCCCACUCCAGGAGUGCCAAUUCCCAUUACCCCUCCACCCACCCCAGCAGCCUCCAAGAGGAAAGAGGAGGUGAGGGCAGCCAGGCCAACCAAACCAGACCCACCUCUCCCCACCGCCACCCAGCCCCCCUCCUCUCCAUCCCCAGCACCCUCCUCGGUUCCCUCUGUCCAGUCGCCACCUCCAGAGGAUGCCCCAGCUGACCAGCUACCUGUCACCAACAUAGAUGACAUAGAUGUGGACCCUUCGAAGCCUGUCUUCCCCAGUCCAACUCCAGUGGUGCAUGGGCGGAAGGGGAAUACCUUCACUGUGGUGCCUAAACGUAAGUCAGAGCCUCAGCCUGGCUCUCCAGAGCCCCAGGAGCCCUCCGGAGGGGCCCAGACCCCCCCCACGCCAUCCCAGGCCCCCUACGCCCAGCUGGGUUCCCUGCUGAAGAAGCGCUACCCUGCUGUGGAGGAGAUCGAGGUCAUUGGUGGUUACCAGUCCCUGGGACGCUCCUGCCUCAUCAAGACAGGCUCCACUGGCAAGAAGCUGAAGAUAUCGUUCAACGAGUCGAGCAUGCAGAGCAGCUAUGAGUACCCCUCAGAGAGCAGCGUGUGGGACAGCGAGGAGGAGGAGGAGGAGGAGGAUGAGGAGGAGGAGGAGGCGGCGGCGGCGGAAGGGAAGGGAGGAGGUCAGGAGGAAGAUCAGCCCAGCAUGGUGGGCCGCAUCCACAUCCCUCGUCCGAGCUACACCAGCAACGGCACUGAUCUGUCCAGUUACAUUCCCAAGCACACUGUGGAUUUUAACAGCUGGCAGGAACAUAAGCUUGAUGACCCUGUUUACCAGGGGGACACCAAUUUCCAGCGCACACAGAUGUCAGGGGAAGUUAUGCUCACCCCAGCAGACAGCUCCUUGCUGUCAGAUUUCAGCAGUGAACCUGCUCUGUACUUCUGAUAUGCCUGGACCAAACAGGAAUGACCACUGCCCUACAGCUUGGACUCAGAACCACAGUUACACAACCCAGGCUGGGACCAGACUCCUACCAGUGCCCAGUGAGACCAGUGCCCAGUGAGACUUAACAGAAUUGGACCUCAAGUCGCACUCCAACACAAUCAAAGCACUCUUUUUUUCACACCUUGUUUAAUUUGAUACAUAGACAUCAACCAACCACAACCCAAGCAGCUGGACUGUCCUCACCUUACAUGUACAGUUGAUCUGUCUGUUCUCUCAACCACUACCAAUUCCUCUCACUGACUGCCAUUGAGCGGUGAAGUCUGAACCAGAUCUCUGACAGACUGUAUUUGAUUGUCCAAAGAAAUCUGAGCUUGAAAGAUAAUCAUGCAUUAUAAUGCUGUUUUCCAGGCUUUACGAUCUCUAGAAGGCGGCUAUCUGGCUCCAUUCUGUCUGCCUUGAUGUCUCUCUGUCUCCAUCAUUGUUGUCAUAUUAUAUAUACUGUGUAUGUAUAACAGGAAUGACCACAAUACAAUGCAUUCAGAAAGUAUUCAGACCCCUUGACUUUUUCACAUUUUAAUGUUACAGCCUUAUUCUAAAAUUGAUUCAAUUGUUUUUUCCCCCUCAUUAAUCUACACACAAUACCCUAUAAUGACAAUCAAAAACAGGUUUUUUAUAAAUGAUAUUUGCGUACUUUGUUUAAGCACCUUUGGCAUCAAUUACAGCCUUGCGUCUUCCUGGGUAUAACGAUACAAGCUUCGCACCCCUGUAUUUGGAGAGUUUCUCCCAUUCUUCUCUGCAGAUCCUCUCAAGCUCUGUCAGGUUGGAUGGGGAGUAUCACUGCACAGCUAUUUUUCGGUCUCUCCAGAGAUGUUUGAUUGGGUUCAAG
Molecule: messenger RNA, 3582 nt
Organism: Oncorhynchus mykiss (rainbow trout)
Lineage: Eukaryota; Metazoa; Chordata; Actinopteri; Salmoniformes; Salmonidae
Product: taperin
Molecular function (GO): phosphatase binding
Source: RefSeq, a predicted model, not a curated record